AUGGAUAGCGCUUUGCGUUCCGAUCUAGACGCGCACCGAAGUGAGUUCAGCACUUUGCGCUCUGAGUUGAAUCCAGUGCGCUCGGACAUCACAUCGUUGCGGAGUGAGUUGGACUCGUGCCGUGCCGACAUCACAACAACGCGAACAGAGUUGGGUUCGCAGGGGACGGACUUGAAGACACUCCGGACAGACCUUGGGUCAAUCCGCACCGACCUCGGGUCGCUCCGCACGGACUUCAGCUCUCAACGAACAGACCUCGGGAACGGGCUGAACGGCCUGCGUGGUGACCUGAAUUCCUUCAGAUCGGAUGUGGCCUCGUGGCGCUCGGACAUGGAAAGCCAUGUCCAGGACAUUGGAGUUCUGAAAGUGGAGACCGAGUCGAGCCGCAGCUUGAUCAAGUCCGUCCAGUCCAGCGCGGAGCAACAUGCCACUGACUUGAACUCGCUGCGCUCUGAGAUUGACCUCGCACGCUCCAGCAUUGCGGCCCAAAGGUCUGAGCAGGAGUCCCAGCACUCAGAGGUGAAAUCGUUGCGAUCGGAGCUCACCCUUGAAAUUAGCAAGGUUAGGAAGGACCACGCCGACCUGCGUAGUGAGCUGCACAAAGAUGUGGCAGAGCUGCGGAAGGAGGCCAUACAGGGACUCUCCGAGAAGCAGGAUGCUAUUGACGACUUUGUCAAGGAUGUGAAUGGCCUCCGUGGUCACGUCAGCGACUUGCGCAAGGAGCUUUCCUCCACACAGGGGCAGCUGAACGACGUGCGCAAGGAGCUUUCCUCGUCACAGGGCCAGCUAAGUGACGUGCGGAAGGAGAUGUCGUCUACGCAGGGGCAGCUCGCUGACACGCGCAAGGACGUUUCGGCCACGCAGGCACAAGUCAACGACUUGAAGAAGGACGGAGCUUCAUCCAGAAGUCAGGUCACUGACCUACUCAAGGAGUUGCGCUUGCUGCAGAGUCAGCAGAGCGAAUUCGCGAAGGCACAGGAUCUAGCCGCUGCUCAGGGCAUGGUGAAGGACUUGCGGCAGGACUUGAGUGCAACCCAGGGGCACAUCACCAGCCUGCAGAAGGAGACAGUGUCCAUAAAGACUGACCUCGUGUCCACCAGGGGCGACUUCACGAAUGUGUCCAAGGAGACUCUGUCCAACAAGAACGACCUGUUGUCCUUGAAGAACAACCUCAGCGACAUCUCAAAGGAUGUGAAGGAGUUGCAGGGCACAGACAGAGGCUUGCAGGAGGAAACUUCCGAGACAAGAGCCCACCUGAACAAGUUGCAGCAGGAGCUGGUGCAGUCGCAGACGCGCCUGGACACCUUGGAGAAGGAGAUCGCAACCACGAAACAGGUGACGAGCUCUCUCGAGCAGGAGUCGCGAAAGUCUUCCGAGGAGCUGGUUGCCGUUCAGUCCUUGGCGACUGAUUUGAAGAGCUCUGUUCAUGAUUUGCAGAGCUCGGCGAAUCAUUCGCGGCAGGGCAUUGAUGCCACAAACAGCUCACUAGAUGAUCUCCGCAAGGAGCUGCCAGAGUUUCACGGUGCUCUGAAUCAUUUCAGACAGGAAGUUGCCGAGAAGGGCAGCCAGUCGGACAUGUUGCAUCAGGCCAUACAAGCAGAGCUGGAGCAACUCCGCAGUCAGGCAGCUGAGGUGAGAAAGGAUCUCACCACUUUCUUCCAGAUGGAGCUGGCCGGUGUGCGGAAGGACUUGGGCCAGCAGGGAGAAGAUCUGCAAGGCGCUUUGGUUUCCAUGCAGGUCAGAAUAAAAGAGGAAGCUGCUUCCGAGAUCAGGAAGCUGCAGAGUGAUGCCAGUGCUGCGCAUCGAGAGGUCACCAGCAUGGUCCAGCAGACGGCGCAAAAGCUCAAGGACGAGGCUGGACAAAUCUCCUCAGCACUGCAGGCAGCACAAGAGGACGCCGCUGACCUGCGAUGCGAGGUGCACGAGGCCUGCAGUGCCAUCGAAGACCAGCGACGCGAGGUCGAUGCACAUCUCUCCAUGCGAAUCACUGAGGUGCAGGAGCAGCUCGAGAGGGAGUUCAAGGUUGCAGACGCCAACCUGCAUGCAGAAGUGGCAACCGCUGCUGCAAGUGAUCGUUACAACGUUGGCGUGGAAAUGGAGCGGCUGCGAGCCGAUCUGGUCCAGGUGGACUCGUUGAGAGCGACGAUUGCCCAAGUUCAGGAGAUGACGAGCCGGGCCGGCUCCCACGAGGUUGUUGCAACAUUGAGAAUAGACCAUGCCUUCGUCCAAAACUUCAUGCCAGCUGACUACGAGUUCCCCCUGGUGGCCAGCAGGUGCAUGGUCCGUCUGAAGCCCAACCGCAAGGCGUGA
Symbiodinium necroappetens is the source of this 2310-nucleotide messenger RNA. Lineage: Eukaryota; Dinophyceae; Suessiales; Symbiodiniaceae. The record is from the annotation of a GenBank genome assembly.